Molecule: messenger RNA, 1255 nt
Organism: Gossypium raimondii (Peruvian cotton)
Lineage: Eukaryota; Viridiplantae; Streptophyta; Magnoliopsida; Malvales; Malvaceae
Product: 1-aminocyclopropane-1-carboxylate oxidase 3
Source: RefSeq, a predicted model, not a curated record
CCCUUUCCUCCCUUCUGCAUUAAACAAAUCUAAGCUUUUGCAUAAUAACAUCCCCACCGUAGACAGCCUCACUCUGAGAGUUCUUUAGAAAAAAAAUAAAGUGGUAAGAGAAAUGGGAAAAUUCCCAGUGAUCAACUUGGAGAAACUGAAUGGUGAGAGAGCAGCAACCAUGGAUCUAAUCAAAGAUGCCUGUGAGAAUUGGGGCUUCUUUGAGGUGUUGAACCAUGGGAUUCCCUAUGAAUUUAUGGACAGAGUGGAAAGCUUGACGAAGGAGCAUUACAAGAAAUGCAUGGAGCAAAGGUUUAAGGAACUGGUGGCAAGCAAGGCCCUUGAGGGUCUCCAGGCUGAGGUUACUGAUAUGGACUGGGAAAGUACCUUCUAUUUGCGCCAUCUCCCUGAAUCCAACAUGGCUGAAAUCCCAGAUCUAACCGAUGAAUACAGGAAGGUGAUGAAAGAAUUUGCAUUGAAAUUGGAGAAACUAGCAGAGGAGCUGCUGGACCUGUUCUGUGAGAACCUUGGUCUAGAAAAAGGAUAUCUGAAAAAGGCUUUCUAUGGGGCAAAAGGUCCCACCUUUGGCACCAAAGUUAGCAACUACCCACCAUGUCCCACCCCAGACAAAAUCAAGGGACUCAGAGCCCACACGGACGCCGGUGGCAUCAUCUUGCUGUUCCAAGCCCAAGUGGGCGGCCUUCAGCUUCUUAAAGACGGGGAAUGGGUGGAUGUCCCCUUGCGCCACUCCAUCGUGAUCAACCUGGGAGACCAGCUGGAGGUGAUCACCAACGGCAAAUACAAGAGCGUGGAGCACAGGGUGAUUGCCCAAACCGACGGGGCUCGCAUGUCGAUAGCUUCGUUUUACAACCCCGGCAGCGACGCCGUUAUCUACCCGGCGCCAGCCCUGGUGGAGAAAGAAGAAGAAGAAGAAGAAGAAGAAAGGAUUUACCCAAAAUUUGUGUUCGAAGAUUACAUGAAGCUUUACGGUGUGCUUAAAUUCCAGGCCAAGGAGCCGAGGUUUGAAGCCAUGAAAGCCAGGGAAGCAACAGCUUAAAGAGAAUUCAAUACCUGACGUAGCUUUGAGUUUGAUCUGUUAGUCUAUUUUAAGCUUUGUAAUGGUGUAUUAAAGAAAAAAGAAGUCAAUGUUGACUAUAGUCUAUUGAAUAAUCUAUUUUAUUCUAAACAGUGAGGACCCUGUCAAUUUCUACCAUAAAAGAUUUGAUAGAAUAAAAUUGCUUACAAAGGGAAUGGUGGGUUGCCAAGA